Messenger RNA from Antechinus flavipes (yellow-footed antechinus), 1827 nucleotides. RefSeq names its product regulator of G-protein signaling 9-binding protein-like. The transcript has 2 exons. The coding region runs from base 575 to 1261 and encodes 228 amino acids. The record is from RefSeq and is a predicted model, not a curated record. Gene Ontology annotation, cellular component: neuron projection. Gene Ontology annotation, biological process: G protein-coupled receptor signaling pathway. Lineage: Eukaryota; Metazoa; Chordata; Mammalia; Dasyuromorphia; Dasyuridae.
GAUAAUGUAAAGUCCUUUGCAAACCCUAAAAGCUUUGUUUCUAAAUAGUAUUGCAAUUUAGGUUUGGUGCGAGGGAAAAAAAAAAAAAAAACUUAAUGAUUUAAGGUAUCUCAAAGUCUGACCUUGGGCAUUCCAAAGUGGAAUGGGCCAUUUCAGGAGAUCAGGGGUUCUCUUCAUCUUUAAAGUCUUCAUAUAAGACCGAGAUAAUCGAUUAUCUAUAGGAGCUUGUGGAGGGCAGUCUGGUUCGGGUUGGGGAAGGGGGGAGGGUUGCCCAUAUAGCGAGGGCUACGUCUGUGCUUCGCUGGUGGUCAUACAAUUGGUGUGAGAGGCGAGGAUCAAACCCUAGAGGGCUAGGGUAGCUGGAAGGUGGAAAAAGGGAAAAGCAGGCUAGUCAGACCACGCAGCUAGCGUAGAGGGAGCUGGUGGGCCGGAGCUUUCGGGCUGUCUCCGCCUUCUCCGGGUCCCGGAGGGGUGGGGAGGGGGGUGGCCGCUGGCAAGGGCGGAGGCUGGAAGAGAAAGAGCCCGAGCUCUGCUACUCCAGGCUGCGGCCGAGAUCGCCCAAACUGAGGGAGGCAUGCGGGGCGCGGGGUCGGGGGAGAGGGCCCGGGAAGCCCGGGAGGCUGUGGCCGAGUGCCGGGCGGCGUACGAAGCGCUCAACAGGUUCACUGCCAGCUACAGGCAGUUGGUGCUGGGAGUGGGCAGCUCGGCCGACGGGAGGAGGCUGCGCCGGGCUCUGGAGGAGAGCGGCCGCCGGGGCUUCGAGUUGAGUCUGGGCCUUCGGAACCAGCUUUUGGCCGAGCUCACAGAACCAGGGGGCAGACAGGAGGAAGAGGUGAAAAUGGAGCUGGAGCGGAUCUGGGUGCUCUGUAUGUCUGCCCUGGAAAUUUUCCUGCAGGAUCUGGGUCGGGCCCAUGACCUCAGCAGGAUUUUCCCCCUGCCAUCUCCGGCUUCAGGGACCCAGUUGGUUAAUACUGGGGUUAUAUCCUUUGGGCCCAAGGGCUGGAGUCUGAGACGGCCCAGUGGGAAGACCUCUGAAAGAGCUGGGGAGCUGCCUGAAGAACUGGCCCAAUGGGGGCAUCGCCUGGAAGAGAUGCUUUUGGAGAUGGAGACCAAGGUCAAUGUACCUGUAUGGAGUGUGGAGGCCACAGUGGGAGAUCCCGAAGCAUUAGAGCACAGCCCUGAGAGCUCAGCUGGGAGAAGUCCUCGGGGAUGCUGUGCUCGGGCUCCCGACAGGCUUCAAUCUCAUUGUAUAGUAGCAUGAAGCUGAAUGUAGGCCUACUACAGGGACAUCUCUCCCCUUUCCCCUUGAGAGAUCAGCAGAUGUUAAUCUUUUACACCAGGGAACCAUUUCAAUGUAAGGUUGCUAAGUCAUGUUCUUUCCCAGUUCAAAUCCCAGGAAGGCAAAGGAGGGGGCAUUAUAAGAGAGAACUAAGUCUCAAAAAUAAGGCUCAAGUGCAACUACAAAUAUAAAACAGCUGCAAGGUAGGAUAAUAAUGAAGAAACAAAACUACAUUGCAAAAGGGCCAAUUUUUGGGCCCACUGAUUUAGCUAUGUCUAGUUCUCCAUUUUCCCAUCUGUGACAGAAGAGUGGUUUGGACCAGCUAGCUGAUCCAGUUCCAGGAUUGCUUCCAAUUCAAAACAUUCCAUGGCCUAUGUUCUAAUGUCCUAUCUAGCUCUAACAUUGUACACUGCUUGCUAGAGAGACUAGCUCAGACCCCAGGGAAUUGUUUCCUCUAGAAUGAGGCUCAGCUUACAGCUCAUCAGUUCCCCAUCCUUCCUCCAGAGAGCCAAACAACACAGCAACAGCUUUAAAAAAAAAAAAAACAA